This is a messenger RNA of Elephantulus edwardii (Cape elephant shrew), 692 nucleotides long. RefSeq names its product methyltransferase-like protein 5-like. The transcript has a single exon. Gene Ontology annotation, molecular function: nucleic acid binding; rRNA (adenine-N6-)-methyltransferase activity. Gene Ontology annotation, biological process: rRNA methylation. Bases 61 to 690 code for a protein of 209 amino acids. The record is from RefSeq and is a predicted model, not a curated record. Lineage: Eukaryota; Metazoa; Chordata; Mammalia; Macroscelidea; Macroscelididae.
AGAUUUCUCUGCAGAUCUGGUCCUGGUAAACUCUGCCACUCCACACUUUAAAAAAAACAGAUGAAGAAACUGAGGCUUAAGGAACUUGAGAGCUGCCUGCAACAGGUAGAUGAGUUCGAAAAGCCCAAACUACUUUUAGAACAGUAUCUGACCAGACCACACAUUGCAGCAUGUAUGCUCUAUACAAUCCAUAACACAUACGAUGACAUUGAAAAUAAAGUGGUUGCAGAUCUAGGAUGUGGUUGUGGAGUGCUUAGCAUCGGAGCUGCAAUGUUAGGAGCAGGGUUGUGUAUUGGAUUUGACAUAGAUGAAGAUGCAUUGGAAAUAUUUAACAGGAAUGUAGAAGAGUUUGAGUUAACAAAUGUUGACAAGGUUCAAUGUGAUGUUUGUUCAUUAUCUAACAAAAUGACCAAGUCAUUUGAUACAGUAAUUAUGAACCCUCCCUUUGGGACCAAGAAUAAUAAAGGAACAGAUAUGGUUUUUCUGAAGACCGCUUUGGAAAUGGCAAGAACAGCUGUUUAUUCUUUACACAAAUCAUCAACUAGAGAACACAUUCAAAAGAAAGCUGCAGAAUGGAAAAUCAAGAUAGAUAUUAUUGCAGAACUGAGAUAUGACCUACCAGCAUCAUAUAAAUUUCAUAAAAAGAAAUCAGUGGACAUUGAAGUGGACCUAAUUCGGUUUUCUUUUUAAAA